UUUGUGUUUCUGUAGUAACUGUAACUACAGCAACUAUAGUUAGAUUUGAUUAGCUUUAUUGAGUAGCCAAAAAUGGCGUCAAUGGUAGGGACAGACGACAAUGAGUCAGAGUCAUUGAGAAUCGAGUUGGCCGAGGUUGGAAUAAGGAGCUUGGGAUCUUCAGCCAAUGACGACGAAACAGAGAGAAUGGCUCUGAAGUUUGAAAGGUUAAGAUCCAAAGAGGAUGAUUAUGGAGACCAGAAGGACGAUAAUGGUGAUAAAGAAACAGUUCAUCAUUAUGGUGGUGAUGUUGCCAAGCUUGGAGCUCAAGAACGACAUUGUUUCAUUGAGAAAAUUAUCAAACACGUUGAGAACGAUAAUCUCCAGCUCUUGACGAGAAUCAGAAAUAGAAUUGACAAGGUUGGUGUGAAAUUGCCUACUGUAGAGGUGAGGUAUAAAAAUCUUAGAAUUGAUGCAGAGUGUGAGGUUGUCCAUGGAAAGCCUCUGCCAACUCUAUGGAAUUCUUUUAAGAGCAUGAUUUUUGGGUUUACAAAGAUUCCAGGUUUAGGUUCAGCUAAAGCUAAGAUCAGCUUAUUUAACGAUGUUAGCGGUAUCAUAAAGCCUGGAAGAUUAACACUUCUGCUUGGGCCCCCAGGAAGUGGUAAGACAACACUAUUGAAAGCUCUAUCAGCCAAUCUAGACUCGUCCCUUAAGUUGACAGGGGAAAUUUCUUACAAUGGAUACAAAGUGGAGGAGUUUGUUCCUGAGAAAACUGCUGCUUAUGUAAGCCAAUUUGAUCAGCUCAUCCCUGAAAUGACAGUAAGGGAAACACUUGACUUUUCAGCUCGUUGUCAGGGUGUUGGAAGCCGAGCUGAGAUUAUGAAGGAGGUCAGUAGAAGAGAGAAAGAAGCUGGAAUUGUACCUGAUCCUGACAUUGAUACUUUCAUGAAGGAAAUUUCGGUGAAGGGACUGAAAAGAACCCUUCAAACAGACUAUAUACUGAAGAUUCUUGGACUUGAUAUAUGUGCUGACACUUGGAUUGGAGAUGCCAUGAGAAGAGGCAUUUCUGGUGGUCAGAAGAAGAGAUUGACAACAGGGGAGAUGAUUGUUGGUCCAACAAAAGCUUUGUUCAUGGAUGAGAUAACAAAUGGCUUAGACAGCUCUACUGCAUUUCAGAUUGUUGCUUGUAUUCAUCAGUUGGCACACAUUACAGAUUGUACAGUACUCGUUUCGCUCCUUCAGCCUGCACCAGAAACAUUUGAACUAUUUAAUGACCUCAUAUUAAUAUCAGAAGGGAAUGUUGUGUAUCAUGGUCCUCGUGAUCAAGUUCUUGAAUUUUUUGAAGGUUGCGGAUUUAGGUGUCCAGAGAGGAAAGGAGUAGCUGAUUUUGUCCAAGAGGUAAUCUCUAAGAAAGAUCAAGAGCAGUACUGGUACUCAACCGAGAAAGCUUUUCGGUAUGUAUCAGUGGAGGAAUUCUCCAAAAAGUUUAAGGCAUCUCGUUUUGGGAAGAAGCUAGAUGAGGAUCUUACACAGCCAUAUGAUAAAUCUCAAGGCCAUGAGAAUGCUCUUUCCUUCAGUGUGUAUUCCAUCUCUAAAUGGGAACUUCUUAGAGCUUGUGCAUCAAGGGAACUUCUUCUCAUGAAGAGAAAUUCUUUUGUUUACAUAUUCAAAACAAGCCAGCUCAUCAUCAUUGCUUUCAUGACUAUGACUAUGUUCUUGAGGACUAGAAUGGAAGUUGAUGUUGUUCAUGCUAAUUUCUAUAUGGGUGCUCUGUACUAUGCUCUUAGCAUACUUUUUCUUAAUGGAAUUCCUGAGAUGUCAAUGACUAUUCAAAGGCUUAAUAUUUUCUACAAACAGAAAGAAUUGCGUUUUUACCCAGCUUGGGCUUAUGCAAUUCCAGCUGCUUUGUUAAAGAUUCCUCUUUCACUUUUGGAAUCUGUGGUUUGGACUUGUCUUACUUAUUAUGUGAUAGGAUACAGUCCUGAGAUCCAGAGGUUCUUGCGGCAAUUCUUUCUGUAUUUUGUUCUUCACUUGGCAUCAUUGUCCAUGUUCCGUUUCUUGGCAUCAUUCUUUCAGACUAUGGUUGCUACUACGACAGCUGGUAGUUUUACAAUACUGUUUGUGUUACUCUUUGCUGGAUUCAUUAUACCACAACCGUCAAUGCCAGUUUGGUUGAAAUGGGGUUUCUGGUUUUCACCCUUGACAUACGGAGAAAUAGGCCUUUCAGUAAAUGAAUUUCUUUCACCACGAUGGCAAAAGAUGUUAACCACUAAUACUACAAUUGGACAAGAAACACUUAUGAGCCGUGGCCUGAACUUUGAUGGAUAUCUUUAUUGGAUAUCAGUUGGUGCCUUAUUUGGUUUCGCAAUACUUUUCAAUGUUGGGUUUAUACUGGCUUUGAGUUUCUUUAAGUCUCCUAAAUCAUCAUCUGGUGCAAUUAUUUCACAAGAAAAGCUCUCCCAACUUCAAAGAACUGGUGUGCAUCAGAAAGAAGAUUCUAACGUUUGGACUCCUAAAACUGAUGAAUGCAAGAUGGUCUUACCUUUCACUCCCUUGACAAUGGUGUUUCAGGAUGUGCAAUAUUAUGUUGACACCCCAUUGGAAAUGAAGGAACGAGGAUUUAGUGAGAAAAAACUCCAACUUCUUGCUGAUAUUACAGGUUCAUUUAGGCCUGGAGUUCUCACUGCAUUGAUGGGAGUUAGUGGGGCAGGGAAAACUACUUUACUUGAUGUUCUUGCUGGAAGAAAAACCAUUGGAUACAUAGAAGGAGAUAUUCGAAUUGGUGGAUAUCCUAAAGUUCAAGAAACAUUUGCCAGGAUUUCAGGAUACUGUGAGCAGACUGAUAUACAUUCACCACAAAUCACUGUAGAAGAAUCUGUCAUUUUUUCAGCUUGGUUGCGUCUAGAUUCUAAGAUUGAUGCAAAAACUAAAGCUGAUUUUGUGAAUGAAGUUCUUGAGACCAUUGAACUUGAUGGAAUAAAAGAUGCCUUAGUAGGAAUACCUGGUGUUAGUGGUCUUUCGAAUGAGCAGCGUAAGCGGCUAACAAUAGCUGUGGAACUUGUCUCAAACCCAUCCAUAAUCUUUAUGGACGAACCCACAACUGGCUUGGAUGCUAGAUCAGCUGCAAUUGUCAUGAGAGCAGUGAAGAAUGUUGCUGAUACUGGUAGAACAAUUGUUUGUACCAUUCACCAACCUAGUAUCGACAUAUUCGAAUCUUUUGAUGAGCUAAUCCUUCUGAAAAUUGGUGGACGCAUAAUAUACUCUGGACCACUUGGGAAGAACUCAACUAGAGUUAUAGAAUACUUUGAGGGUAUUUCUGGAGUUGCAAAUAUUAGGAAUAACUGUAAUCCAGCAACAUGGAUGCUAGAAGUCACUUCUUCAUCUUCAGAAGCUGGACUUGAAGUAGAUUUUGCCAAAAUUUACAAAGAUUCUUCUUUAUACAAGAACAAUAAAAAUCUCGCAAAGCAAUUGAGUACUCCACCACCUGGUUCAAGAAAUCUUCAUUUCCCAACUCGUUUUUCACAAAAUGCAUGGGGACAAUUCGAAUCUUGCUUAUGGAAACUCAACUUGUCUUAUUGGAGAAGUCCUUCAUACAACUUUAUGCGUUUAAUGCAUACCCUUGUUACAUCUUUUGUCUUUGGGGCAUUAUUUUGGAACCAAGGAAAGAAAAUAACCAACCAGCAGAACUUAUUCAAUAUAUUUGGUUCGAUGUAUACAUCCGUGGGAUUCUUGGGAAUCAACAAUUGCAUGACUGUGUUACAACAUGUGGCAACAGAGAGAACAGUUAUGUAUCGAGAAAAAUUUGCAGGGAUGUACUCAUCGUGGACUUAUUCACUUGCCCAGGUAGCAGUUGAAAUUCCUUACACAUUCACUGAAGCUGUGCUUUUUCUGAUAAUAACAUAUCCAAUGAUUGGAUAUUAUUGGACAACAUAUAAAAUUUUCUGGUACUUCUAUACAAUUUUUUGUACAUUUUUGUACUACAACUAUCUUGGAAUGAUGCUUGUUUCUAUGACACCCAACUUCAACAUUGCUGCCAUUCUAGCUUCAUCUUGCUACACAUUGUUCAAUCUUUUCGCGGGUUUUCUUAUUCCUAAACGUCAUAUUCCAAAGUGGUGGAUUUGGUUGUACUAUCUGAUUCCAACAUCUUGGUCACUAAACGGUUUACUAACUUCUCAAUAUGGAGACAUAAGCAAGGAAAUUGAAAUCUAUGGAGAAGUCAAAACAGUGGCUACAUUCAUAGAAGAUUACUUUGGUUUUCACUAUGACCAACUACCACUUGUGGCAGCUGUUCUUAUUGCCUUUCCUCUUGUUUAUUCAUCUCUAUUCACUUACUGCAUAGGAAGGUUGAACUACCAGAGAAGAUAACACAAAUUCAUUAACAUCUAUGUACAUAUGUUACCUCUUUUGCUUCUCUGUAAAUCAUCAUUCCAGGGCCCGGACCUGGACCCGGGCCCGACCCUGAAUUUUAGUGAGUCAUAAACAAAAAUAAAACUACAAAAGCAUUUAUUAAAGUAUUUUUGUAAUUAUUUUACAGUUUAAACAAACUGUACAUGUAACAUGUGUAGUUAAUGGUGUCUUUACAUGUGUGCACACAAACUUAGAAACAAAAUCUGUUGUGAGAGAAUUGAAUCAGAUUAAUUUUUAAGAACAUUGGGUAGUUUUAC
Cannabis sativa is the source of this 4643-nucleotide messenger RNA. RefSeq names its product pleiotropic drug resistance protein 3. Gene Ontology annotation, cellular component: membrane. The record is from RefSeq and is a predicted model, not a curated record. The transcript has 23 exons. Gene Ontology annotation, molecular function: ABC-type transporter activity; ATP binding; ATP hydrolysis activity. Lineage: Eukaryota; Viridiplantae; Streptophyta; Magnoliopsida; Rosales; Cannabaceae. The coding region runs from base 73 to 4344 and encodes 1423 amino acids.